AUGGCCGAGAACUCCAGCAGCAGUAGCAGCAGCAACAGCGGCGCCGAGGGCUUGUCGGAGUGCGUGGUCUCCUACUACGGACUCAACUGCACCGAGAUGAACUUCUCUAAGAGCGAGAGCGCCCUGAUCGUGGGCAUCAUGAGCUUCUUCAUCGCCAUCACCAUCCUCAGCAACCUGCUCAUCAUCAGCGCCGUCGCCUUCUUCCGGCAGCUGCAGACGCGAGCCAACGCGCUCGCCCUGUCGCUGGCCUUUUCCGACUUCCUCGUCGGGGUGGUAAUCAUGCCCCUCGCCAUGGUCAAGUCGGUCUACAAAUGCUGGUUCUAUGCGCGGUGGCUCUGCAACGUGCAGUUCUUCUGGGACUACUGGUUCACGACCGCGUCGGUGCUGCACCUGAGCUGCAUCGCCUACGACCGCUACGUGGCCAUCUGCGACCCCCUGCGCUACCAGCAGCGGGUGACGCGACGCACCCUGACGUUCAUGCUCCUCUUCUGCUGGAUCGCCUCGGCCCUGCUGUCCACGCCGAUCCUGCUCAGCAUGAGCCCCACGCUGUCCAAGGGACGGAUCGAGACGGUGGGCUGCCCCGACGACUGCCGCUUCCUCAUCAGCGUGGGCAUCCUCUUCGCCAUCGGCAUGUGGCCCUACUUCACGUCCGUGCUACUCAUCGUGCUCAUGUACGGCCGCAUCUAUCGAGUGGCGCGCGGCCAGGCGCGCAAGAUCGCUGCGAUGGACCGCGCCUCGUCGGGCCUCGGCGGCGGGGAGGAGGCCGGCAGGGCCGCGGCGAGUCGCUGGGCCAGCAUGAAACGGGAGCACAACGCGACUAAGACGCUGGGCGCUAUCAUCGCCGCCUUCAUCAUCUCUUGGCUGCCGUUCUACAUCAUCGCCGUGAUAUUCACGAUGGACGAGAGCGUCCUCCUGGCCUACAAAGUGACCGUGUGGAUCGGCUACAUGAACUCGGCCAUCAAUCCCAUCCUGUACGCCACCUUCAACAAGCAGUUCCGGCACGCGUUCAAGGAAAUUCUGAGCCUCAAUGUGUUUUUGUCUCCGGCGGACAGGAACAAGGAGAUGCAAUGA
Lethenteron reissneri (Far Eastern brook lamprey) is the source of this 1071-nucleotide messenger RNA. Its product is annotated as trace amine-associated receptor 1-like. NCBI's taxonomy places the organism in Eukaryota, Metazoa, Chordata, Hyperoartia, Petromyzontiformes, Petromyzontidae. The record is from RefSeq and is a predicted model, not a curated record. Gene Ontology annotation, cellular component: plasma membrane. Gene Ontology annotation, molecular function: G protein-coupled receptor activity. Gene Ontology annotation, biological process: positive regulation of MAPK cascade; adenylate cyclase-activating adrenergic receptor signaling pathway.